GCAGCGGCCAUGUGAGUCAGGAAAACAGCUCAGCAGCUCCCUAGACUAUGUAAACACACGACACUCCCCGAAAGGAAAACUAAUAUCGCAAAGAAAAACACAUUGUCCUGCACUCAAGGAAUUCCAUGCAUAGUAAUGCUUUUGUAUGUUUGUUUACAAAAAAAAAAAUCGUAGCCAGCUGCCGCUGAUGUCAUGAGCAACUUCGCCUCACUUUUGGUCCGCCCGCCUGCCUGCUGUGUAUUUACAAGUCUUGUGGGGUGUUGCUGCAGACAAGCCCGGCAGCCCACAGCCCCUGCAACACUUCCUGGAGAAUUUGCAGCAGCAUGUUUUCAGCUGCCAUCAAAGGAAAUUCCACCUCAUCAUGCCGUCGAACUACCUCCGAGGGCAAGAUGCCGGUUUAUAACCAGCCUGCCGCUGCACGAGCGUCACAGGUGAUUGAAACAGCGCCGGACGGAGGAAACCCGAGCAGCCAUGCGGAGAGGAACGUAAAGAGAUUGUCCCCCGGCCCCCCGGACUACAUGGACUCCAACCAAUGCAUCGAUGAGCUCCUCAAACAACUUGAGGAGGAGCACCGCCAUAUUCGAAGGGAAAAACUGGCCGUGGCUCGCCUGCAGAGGGAAGUCGCGCGGAGCAAGAGUGAGGGAACAAUGCGAGAAAAGCUGAUCCAUGAGCUAGAGGAAGAGCGACGUCUGCGUCUGGAGAGCGAGAAGCGUCUGCGUGAAGUGACGGAAGAAUCCGAGCUGGGCCGGGCACAGUUCGUCUCCUUGCAGCAGCAAUUCGCCAGGAUGGAGGAGAAGGUGCGGUCGCUUCUGCAGAAUCAAGGACUGAUGGAGCAGACCACGACAGAUGACAUUAUGAAGGCCUACAAAGAGAAAUUCUCCGAGGAAGUGCGAAAGCAGCAUGAUCGCCCAGAGGAGAACGGCCUCCCGCCGGCGACUCAGAUGGAUCCUGGGAUGCGGCCGCACGCCGACACCAGCCAAACAGACGAUAACGAUGACAGGACCAAGCUCCUGUUAGAACGCCUAAAAACCCUGGAGGAGAGGAACUCCGUCUUGACGUUGGAGAACGAGAGCCAGAGGGAGCAGUACGAACGCUGCCUGGAUGAGGUCGCCAAUCAAGUCGUGCAGGCACUUGUCACUCAGAAGGACCUGAGAGAAGAAUGUCUCAAGCUGCGUACUCGGGUUUUUGAUCUGGAACAGCAGAAUCGGGCCCUGGGGAUUCUCUUCCAGCAGCGUAUCAAGCCCACCUCGGAGCUGCUCCUGCAGAAACUUCAGUCACGGAUCAUGGAUCUGUCUGCGGCUGACUUGCUCCAGGAACCCGAAAGAAGCAAAGCUUUCUUACUGUCCAGGAACACAAAUUCUCCUACAACUGUAAGCCUAAUGGAGUUGAACGGAAAGCCAGGUUUGCCCAUCACCGCCAAUUGUCUGAGCCAGCUGAGUCUGACAGCGUACCCACGCAGCAGCCGUAGCAGCAGCGAACUGUCGCUGUCGAGCGCAUGCAGCGAACUCUCCAGCGGCUCCUACACCUGGAACGACGGGCCAUCAUCCUGUGGAAAAGUGCACUCAUCUCUCACCUGGGAAAAGAGGCUAAAUUUGGGUUCGUCCGCCCCAAGUAACAUCAACGUCCCACUGGAGGAACAGAUGCCCACCAGGCGUAAGGAAACCAAUAUCCUGGAGGGGCUGAGGAAAUUGCAAAGGAGGAGGCAUAGGUCCUCAUCCUCAACCAGGGUCUCCAAGUCCGGCUACAAAGACUGCAUGAACUCCAACGAGGGUAUUUACUCGCUUGGUAUCAAGAGUGGCAGUAAAGGUGUGUCGAAGCCAACCCACGUUGGAAGAACAUCGCUUCUUGUGGGGAAAAGGUUUUUGUACGAUUCGGACGACGCAGAUGAUGAGCUUGUGCAAUCCAGCCAGGCGAUUGACGUCCCCAACAGGGACAGCUGGUUCUACUGCAAGAAGCUCCCCCACAGCAUCUCCGACACGUUAUGCAGCUGGGACGGGAUGCAAGAUGGAGGAAAUGUGGCUGACAAGAGCUUCGUCGUGACUAAGCCCCCCUCGGAAUUUCCGUCAAACGAACGUCCCGAGAAACUCUCGAGCAGUUGUCUCACCGAGAUUGGACGGCCGUCAGCGUUCACUCGAGUGUCGGUGCUGCACGUUCCCCCUUCGGAUCCAGAAAGUUCCAAUUGCUUCUCAGAUGUGGACGAUCUAGAAGAACUCAAAUGUGACUCACAGGUGCCCUCAAGCCAACCAAAAGAGCAAGCGGAGAGGAAGUCCCGGAGCGCUUUCAAACCACUCAGGCCGCAGCGCUUGCAAAGGGACCGAGUCGGAACGCAGUCUGCAGAUAGUAGACCAGAACCCAUCACGGCAACUAAGAAUUAUCUGUCGGACGAAAGCAUCUUGGCAGUAUUUGACGCUCAAGGGGAGCCAAUUGAACUAAGUCCUCAGAAGCUUAAUGGACCUACAAUUGCCCCUUUAGUUAGUAAAGAAGACAACAAAUUAGACCUUCAAGAAAAACCAACCAGUCAGAAGUCUACACGUACGGACAACUACGCUGUCCUCGAUUGUCCGGAGAAACCUUCGGAAUAUCAGCUCAGGACCGGCAAAACAAACCGGGUUGGCAACGCAGACCGGCUCUCCGUGCAGUUCGCCUCACAGCGGAAGUUAAUCAAGCCGCCCGGCAGCCGAGCGUACAAAGGACAUUCCAUCCCACCUCUGAACGAUUCUGCAGCUCCGAUGGCAGUGGUCUCAAAACUGCCGGCUUGUAAUAAACCUUCCGCAUCCCCAAUCAGAUUGUCAAAAGGCACGACCACUGAGCCAAACGGUGGAAACUCAGGAACUCCAAGUCAGGAGAAAACACCCCCACCUCCAAUCACGAAGAUAUCCCGUUUCAUCAAGAGCUCCCAGAGCCCAAAGGUGGCCAACUCCAAACUUCCCAAUCGGUCCGAAUGGAGUAAAACCUCGUCCCCCGGUUCCCCUCGACUCUCAAGGAAACAACUGGAGUUUGCCGACAAUUGCGAACAACCAACCAGAGACAAACACUGUGAAAGCGUGAAAAAUAAACUCAGGUCGCCUUCGCCACCCCCUCCGCCGGGUCGUACCACCUCCUUACUGAUCAAACCAAAUUAUGAGGGGUCGCCUCAAGCACAUAAAACGGGGCUAGCUCAGGCAUCCGCUGCGAGGGGCCCGCCCCCGAGUUACUACACGUCUCUCCAACCAAAUAUGCAAGCAACACUACCCAUUAAAGAUAAAGACAUGGACACGGACGCCGGCUACGGGACUGCACUCUCACCUCAGAAACUGGUCGACAAAACCAGUCAGCACCUUCAAAAGUCCUCUGGCAUAACACCGAACACGGGCACUUCUAAGAUGGCCGCCGCAAAAGACUACCUCCCACCCACAAACUCAGGCUUUGACCCCGAGAUGGAAAAUGCACCUAAAAGCUCAAAGAAUGUCCCCCCGCCUUAUAGUGCCAUCAGAGGGUCCUCAUUUGAAAAUAAGAGAGGCUCCGCCCAUGAAUAUGAGAACCAGAAGCCCUCGGUUAGUGUAACAGUUUCACUUCCGGAAGCCCCGACGGUAAAGACGGAACCGCUAAAUGUCAGCCCGUCAAGCUCGGUCGUGACUUCCCCGAACUCGUCGCAAAAGAGUCAAAAGACUCCCGUUUCCGUCGGGUUCAAAGCAUUUUUAAAAUCGUCUCCGGGCCAUAAAAAUAGUCCCUCUUUGCCAGAUAAGCAAGAAAAAGAUCAUAUCAACUUAGUUUCCAAGGAGACUGUGACUUCAAACGCCUCGAGCCAAUGUGACAGCUCGCGGCCGGUGUGCGGUAUCGAUCCCCCAUCGAAGAUGUCUGUGACAGAGGUGGAAGGUGAAGUUCACGGGAGGUUACCGGAAGAGGAGCUCAAUCCCGUCGUGACACCAGACGAGGGGGACGUCUGCAAUAAAGGCAAAAGGAGCAGUCUACUUUUCUCCAGAUCCGUAUCCAUUACGACCAAACCCCAUCUGAAACCAGCCUUGGGAAUGAACGGGGCCAAAGCCCGAAGCCAGAGCUUCAGUACCAACUACAGCGAGAAAUCCAACAUCAACGUUCUGGAGGGACCAGGAAAAAUCAGAACUCAGAUCAUCACCAACUCAACAGAAAGGGGGAUUUCUUUGUCCAGACAGAGUUCCUCGGAGGUUCCCGGCUCGGCGGAGAGUCCAGUCUACUCUCCCCGGACGAGACCCAACAAUCAAAACGUCCCACCAGAGAGAACCUCAAAGUUCAUUUCCAAAGGUGAUGAAUCUCAAAGCUCGGCAAAGGGACAGACGGUCACGUCGCCCUCCCACAAGGAGACGCGUGGGUUGCCCGUCUGUGAGAAAAAUCGAAUAAAUAACAUCUGCAGGCCCGGAAAAGUCUCCUCACACUUUCAGCCUCCAGCCUCUUGUCCUUAUAGUUCAGAAAAUGUGGCGCGAGAAACGGGAGGCAUGGCAACCACCCCUAAUGAGGAAGAACUGAGCUCGGGAGGAAAAACCCUGACAGACUCGCCAAACCAUGCCGCAGAUAUAGACGAGAAAAAAAUCAGCCCGUCAGCCUGCACUAUUGAAGAGAAGGUCAUGAUGGGAAUUGAAGAAAAUCUACAAAAAUGUCAAGAACAAGAGAAGGUCGCCGCGAGUGAGGCCAAACAAAAAAGCGCUCCUUCGCUAGCAAACUGGUUCGGUUUCCGGAAAAGCAAACUUCCGGCUGUGGCCGCUAAGAAAACCGACGUGCCCAAAGGGAAAGAAGAGAAGAAAGAGACCAAGAUUGGAUCGGUCCUGGGAGGCAAACAGAUAAAGUUGGACAAGAAAAAGGAGAGGAAGAAAAACGACAGUCUGGAGGCGCAGAAUCAAUCGGAGAUGAGCAACAAGCUGAGCUCCAUCAUGGACCACUGCAACAAUCAAAUGGGUCAGAUUGCCAGUCAGCUCCAGUGCAGCGCCGUCUUCAUCGGCAAGGACCAGUUUGUCAAGGAGCUUCUUGGCAGGACGGCUGGAAAAGGCAACUUAGUCACCGCAUCGCCGACGGGGAUCUCCACACCCAAGAAAAAUUCAGAGAUGAAGGGAGGAGACAUGAUCUGCCCCGAUGCGGCUACUCUCCUAAUGAGUCAGAAGCUCAACUUGAGGGCUGACGGCAAAGAAGGGCGCAAGGUGGAUCCAGCCGGUCAAGACCACAUGAUGGGUUCCGGCUGUCAGAUGAGAACCUUGGACAGUGGGAUCGGCACCUUCCCCCUCCCUGACUCGGGACGCCAUAUCCCUAAAUGCGAGCUCCGAGCCGAGCCUCCCUCCUCUCCUCCAGAAUGUUCACAACCCGGUGUCAAAGUGCCUUCCCGACCCAACACCUGUCUGCAUGCUCCUGGAAACUUGGGUCAUUCCUUCUCUGACCCAUCCCUCACUUACAGUGGUUUCACCCCAGACGUCCAGACCCGAUUGCCCAAAUUGUCUGGUGCAAACAAGACCAAGAGGUUGAGCCUGUUCACCCCGAAGUGCAGCAGUUUAGCCGCAACUGAGGACAAAGACGAUGAAACCGGGAGGAAGAUCAAAGCGAAGGAGCCUGACGUUUCUGCCGAGCGAGCCCUGCGAUCGUGUACGUACUCCGGCACCAGUAGCGGCAGCGACACUGAGACCGAACUAAAGCGCCCCGUAAUCACUGUGAGCCCGCUGCAAAGCUCGGGGAGCAACUACAACAAAAUGGUCGACUCGGUCGACCAUUGUGAAAAGACGUUGAAGAGUGGCAGUGUGGAGAAUCCUCUGUCAAUCAUGGACUUGUACCAACACGAGAUGUUCCCUCAACUGGAGAAGGACAGCAGGAGGAUCAGCCAAUACGACCUGUUGCGUAAAGAAGCCGCCCUCGACGUGCUCGGCGGGGUAUUUGCCUACCCUUAUUUAACGACGCUCAAUGACAAAUGAGGACCAGAGAGCGUGAAAUGGCCUCCAGCUGCCGCCGCAGGACGGCCGGGCUACCCUCGACUACCCCGAUGACGGGCCUGACACAAGAAUCUAUAAUCUGAGUCGGGGGGGGGGGGAUCUGACUCAACACUUGUGUACAUUUGAGUUUACCCACUAAGUUUUAUUAUUGACCUUUGAUGAACUCAAGCGAGAUGACUUCAAAUUAAAUCAAACUUUAUUGUUUAUUCCAUACAGUAAGGGAUGCCGGGGCCCUUUUUCAAGCAAUCUGCAAAAAUGUCAAAUUCACCAAACGCAGACAAUGCAGCCGAGGGAACCGUCUCCUGCAAAAAUAAUCGGGAGGACGGGUCACAAAGCAUUAAGAGUCAAAACGAGUUCUUGGGAAUCCGUGCGGGAAUCCAUGCGACAGAUCAUCGGCUUUUAUUUACGUUGCGGCUUACGAGGCGUCGCCGGCGGCCACACUUUGGGAAAGUUUGGCGGCUGGUGUCAAAAGAUCCGCGAUUUGAGCCUCUUUAAUAGCUUGCGGCAAAAGACUCGGGAGAGCCACGCAAAGCUCGCCGGCUCCCGUCGGAACCCUCGCGGCCCACGUUGGCCUCCCAUUCAUCAUCCUGACAGCACCUGACGCUCUCGCUAACAGCGUCGUCUUUCCCUUUCACUAACAUGUCUCCCGCUGUCGUUCUCUCGCUCGUAACGUCUCUCCUCAGUUCGUUUGGCAUUUUUUGUUUUCAGCUCAUCAUCCGUCCUCCCGUCGGACUCUCGCCGUUCUCACCUACGCUUCUUCCUAUUGUUUGCGCCGGGGAGUAGAAAAUGCCCGAGGAACAAUAGAGUUGAAAAGAUUUCUGGUUGUUUUGGACCAAAGGAAUAGACGAGAUACAUGCGAGCACGGUGAAGCUUAUCGCCUUGAGAAAUUUGAGAAAGAACAUUACAACAUGGAAUGUGAAGUAUUAAACGAUUUCCCGUGGGAUUUAAGACCAACAGAUUUAAGAGCGCAAUACGGUAUUCACGUUAUAUGCGCAUCUUAUUUAACGCUACUAUAAAUUUUAGUGACCUCAUGUAUUAUGCACAAUCUUUGAACACGGGGAAAUACUUUUCCGAAGGCCAAUUCCUCACUCUGGGCAAAAUCCGAAUCAGGCGUCAGUGUUGCUGUGGGAUGUUCAUGCUUCAGGUUGUUGUUCAAAGCUUUAAGGCAGUUUAAAAAGUCCCAUAUUUAGAACUGCUCUGGAACAUCUCAUCCACUUGUGCGCUUCAGUCCUUUCAUAAUUUGUUGUUGUGACCCCAGGCGCCAUUAACUGGUCUCUCAAAGUAAACCAUGAUUGUUCCGCUGUGCUUUCCGAAGCACCUGCUAGGAUGUCAACAGCCGCUUUGUGUCGACGGCAUGUGACAUGAGCAGAUUUGACUAUUUUAUUAUUAUUUUUAUAUGAUUAUAUACCGUAAUUUUCGGACUAUAAAUCGCACCGGAGUAUAAGUCGCACCAGCCAUAAAAUGGCCAAAAAAGUAAAAAAAAACAUAUAUGUGUAUAAGUCGCUCCUGAGUAUAAGUCGCCCCCCCACCCAAACUGAAAAAAAUCGCGACUUAUAGUCCGAAAAUUACGGUACUAUUUUUAUACAUUAUUAUUUUUAGUAUCUUUUAUAUUUAUCAUUUAUUUAUUUAAUAUAUAUUGGUUUUUUAUUUUAUAUUUAUUAUUGCUUUAUCGUAUCUUAUUAUUAUUAUUAUUACCGUAUUUUCCGCACAAUAAGGCGCACUGGAUUAUAAGGCGCACCUUCAAUGAAUGGCCCAUUUUAAAACUUUGACCAUAUAUAAGAUAUAUACAUUUGGCCCGCAGGCCGGACUUUGGACACGCCUGCUGUAGUUGCUCAAUAUUGGUCCAUAUAUAAGGCGCACCUGAAUAGUCGGCUUUUGAGAAAAUUGGAGGUUUUUAGGUGCGCCUUAUGAUGCGGAACAUACGGUAUUGAUUUAUUCUAUCUAUUUAUU
Syngnathus typhle (broad-nosed pipefish) is the source of this 7874-nucleotide messenger RNA. RefSeq names its product nck-associated protein 5-like. The coding region runs from base 324 to 5906 and encodes 1860 amino acids. The transcript has 20 exons. Gene Ontology annotation, cellular component: microtubule plus-end. NCBI's taxonomy places the organism in Eukaryota, Metazoa, Chordata, Actinopteri, Syngnathiformes, Syngnathidae. The record is from RefSeq and is a predicted model, not a curated record. Gene Ontology annotation, biological process: microtubule depolymerization; microtubule bundle formation.